AUGGCGGCGAUGGCGACGCCCGAGCGGCUUUUUCCGAACGCCAGCCGCUCAGACAUUAGAACCCGCUUUCACCUCGGCAAGCAGCUGGGGCAGGGCGGCACAGGCGUAGUAACCGUAUGCAGCGACCUUCAAACGGGGAUACCGGUCGCGGCGUGCAAAAGCGUGCCGAAGAGCAAGCUUCAGCGGCGCGACGCGCUGGAGGAGCUGCAGCGCGAGGUGCACGCGAACCGGCGCGUGCGCGGGCACGCGCACGUGGUGGAGCUGCGCGGGCUGUACGAGGACGCGCAGGCCGUGCACCUCGUCAUGGACCUCUGCAAGGGCGGCGACCUCUACGACUUCCUUAUUGCUCGCUCGCCCGUCGCAGAACCCGUCGCAGCCGAAAUUGCCAGGCAAGUGCUACUGGCGCUCACGCACUGCCACGCGGUGGGCGUCAUGCACCGCGACAUCAAGCCGGAGAACAUCCUCCUCCUCGCGCCCGACGACGGCUCGGGCCGCGUGCACGUGAAGCUCGCGGACUUCGGGCUGGCCGUGCUGCUGCGGCCCGGGCAGCGCGCCGUGGGGAUGUACGGCAGCGCCAUCUACAUGUCGCCCGAGGUGGUGUGCCGCCGGCCGUACGGCCAUGCGGUCGACCUCUGGGGGCUCGGCGUCAUCGUCUACCUCGCCCUCGCCGGUACGCCCCUCGCCUGCCGCCUCUCCCUUCGCCACGCUUUCCUGCUCUCCGCGCUCUCUCUCGCUCCCCCGCCCUGCUCCCCUGUACGCUGUCUGCCGAGCCAUUGGCCAGCUGACCGCUCUCCACAGCGGUACCCCCUGCUUGAUCACCAUUUCCUCAACUGUCGCCUCGCGCUCACCCGUUCCCCUCCCCACGCCCUCCCCCCGUCCCGCGCAGGCUACAUGCCGUUUUGGGGCAGCACGGACGAGGAGCUCUUCCUGCGCAUUCUCCGCAACUCCCCCGACUUCCGCGCGGACCCCUGGCCGCGCGUGUCCCCGCAGGCAGUCGACUUCAUCCGCUCGCUGCUCCACUCCGACCCCGCGCACCGCCCCUCCGCGCUCGCCGCGCUGCAGCACCCCUGGAUCGUGCAGCACUGCGGCGGUCCCGCCGCUUCCCCCGCGCCCUCGCUUUCCGCCGAGCCCAUGCCCGGGAUGACGCCCAAGGCCCCCGCAGCUACGCGCAAGUCUGCGCCGGCGGGGGAGAGCGGGGCGAAGGUGCACCCGGAGGCGGGCAAGGCGCAGCAGCUGCCGCGCGCGGGUAGCAUGGAGGCGGGCGGGGAGGCAGCGGUAGUUGCGCCUCCGUCCGCGCUCAACAAGAUACGCGUGGGCGGAGCGGGGCAGUCCGGGGGACAGUCGGCCGCGCACCAGGGCAGGGCGAUGGACGUCGACUCCGACCAAUCAGUUCCUAUCGCUCCAGUCGCUUCCGCCUCUUCCGCCGCCUCCGCCGCUUCCGCCAUGCCUGCGCCCAUGAAGCAGCCGAGGCAAGCGCCCGCGGGAGCCCAGCGGCAAUGGCCAACGCAGCAAGUGGAAGCGGCGCAAGCGCAAGGCGGGGAGGAGGUGCAGCCGCUGCAGCGCACGCGGCGCACGAGUCAGCCGCGCGAGAAACGCGAGGGGCGGGGGAAAUCGACGAGAGGCGCGUCCGCCGCGGAGCAGCAGGUGCGCGGACGGUCCCGCCACCGCGAGUCCGCGACAGCCCCGCGCGCCAUGGAUGUCGACGAGCAGAUGCCAUCGCAGCAGUCGUCGCAGCCGUCGCAGGCGUCGUCGCAGGCAAACCACGCGUCGCAUGCGCUGCCGCCAAUCCAAGUUCCGCCUGCCGCGGGCUCCGCGCCAUCGCCGUCGCCGUCGCAGGGCAGCUCGCAGGCCGCCACGCCCCCGGCGCCGGCAGCUCGUCCGCGCGCGUCCCACUUCCGCUUCUUCUCCCCCAAGCGCAAGUCGCGCGCCGCAACUCACGUCACCGUCGCCGACGCGCCCUCGGGCGACUCGACCCCGAUGUCCUUCCCCAGCACCCCUACGUACCUCCCGCUCGACUCGCCCUCCGCAUCCUCCGCCGCACGAGGCGGCGAGUCGAGCCGCUCCACGUCAUCCUUCAUGGACGCGGCGCCCUCGUGCUUCCCGGUUUUCCGGCGCCAAUCGUCUUCCUCCUCCACGCCGCGGUCUCGCACCGCCAAGCCGUCGGUCAUCACCAUCCCGCUGCGCACUCAAGCAUCUGCCACGUCAGCUUCCGAAGUAACAACGGUCGAGAUUCCCUGCAUCAGGACCGAGCCGCCUCUCGACCCAACCAAGCAGCCGCCUUCCUUACCUGAGAUGCAGGCUCGGCUAUCCCAACCCGACGGCUCCCUGCCCGUGCCUGAGCUCCUCUCCUACCUCCGCCCCCGCCCCUCCUCCCCCCGCCGCGCCCCCGCCGCCUCCGCGGACGACUCCGCGCCCUCCUCCGCCGCCUCCUCCGCCGCCUCCUCCGCCGCCUCCUCCGCCCCGCAGAAGCGCGGCUUCGCCAAGCCCGCGUGGAUGGAGGCGAUUCGAGCCGCCAAGCCGGAGGACUCGCUGGCCGGGCAGGUCGGCGCCGCGAAUGGCGCCGCAAGCGGCGGGCUGCCGGCGGGCACGGACGCGCGGAGGGCGUCGAGCCAGUUCCUCGCGUCGAACCCGGCGCGCAAGCCGGCGGCAAGCGCGGCGGGCUUGGCGGCGGGUGGUGGCUGCGCAGAGAAGGGCAGCAGCCGCGCAGGUGUGUCGAUCACGAUCCCCGCUGAUCAACCAGACUCGGAGCUACGCGGGCAGCUGGAGCAGCACGAGCAACCGCGCGAGCCGCGAGAACCGCGCGAGCUGAAGAAGAAGGUUCGGUCUCCUGCCACGCGCCCGGCGCAGCCACCCGAGUCGCCAAGUGCGAUCCCCCUCGACUCGCGCCAGUCCCCCAAGCCGUCCCCCUCGUCGCUCGUCGACCCGCGGCAGUCCCCGCGCCUGUCCUCUCCGCGCAACCCGCGCGCGGGCGGUAAGCUCGUUCCGCCGCUGGUGCUCCCCAUGCGCGGAACCUGCGAGGCGGAAAAGGAAAAGCCCCUCCGCCGGCGGGACUCGGCGCAGCGGGGCGCGGGAACUGGAGAGGGCGCAGGCGGAAGCGCAAGCGGGGGAGAGGAGAGCGCGUAUCUGAGCUGCAAGUCCCCUUCCGCGAGCAGCGUUGCUAGCAGCGUGACUGAGGGGUGGUCCCCGUUUAUGAGCAGCGCGGGCAGCGUGAGCGGCAGCAGCAACGCGGGCAGCGGCGGCAGCAGCCCGUACCACGCGGAGACGCUGACGCCAGCGCUGACGUCAGUGCUGAAGAUGAGAGCAAUGGUUCGCGUGCCUGUGGGCGGCAGUGCCGGGCAGGUAGCGGGACAGGGCGGGCAGGACGGGCAGGUAGAGGCAGGCAGGCAGGAGAGAAAGGAAAGAAAGGAGAGGAAGGAGAGGAGCGAAAAGCAUGAGAGGCGGGAGAAGCUGGACAGGCAUGGGGUGCAUAAGAUUCACAUGGAGGUGGAGGGGGAAGGGGAGGAAGGAGGUGCAGCAGCAGCAGUGCACAUGGUGGCAUCAGCAGAGGGGGCAGAUGUGGUGGGGAGCAAUGGGGAGCACCGCACCCAUAGCAGCAGCCAUAGCCAUGGCCACAGUGGCAGUCAGAGUCAGAGCCAUGGGGCCCGUAAAGCACGGGGGCUAGGCUCGAUUGUGCGAGCCUUUGCUGCUCUCUCCACUGCACAGCCUGACUCCGGUGCUGGUAAUGGCGGAACCACUGCUGGUAGCAAGUCCUCUUCUGUCCCGGUCACUCCUGUCCGCAAUCCGUUCAGCAGCAACGUCUCAUCCUCGUCAUCGUCUGCCAAGUCAGCAUCAGCACACGUGGCAAGCCUCCGCGCUGCUGGCGCCACGUCAGCAGGGCUGCGCGCAUCUGCCAGCGUGGCGGCUGCAGCGGCAGCAGCGUCUGCGAAUGUGGGCGCUCCCGCUGCAGCGAAUGCCUCAAGCUACACCAACUCCAGCAGCUCUUCAGCUUACUCGAGUGGGUCUGGUUCUGCUGCUCCCUUCCGGCCUCCUGUGCCCAAGUGGGGUGAGGGGGGCGUUGGGACGGGCAGAACGAAAGGGGGGGCGCUGGCGGAAGCGAGGGCGAUUAUCAAGCAGAGGCAGCUGCUGCUGCAGCAGCAACAGCAACAGCAGCAGCAGCAGGGUGGGGAUUUUGGGCAUGCAGAUGGCAUGGUGGGGUUGGCACCUGGAGGAACUUGGCUGGCCUCUCGGUGA
Messenger RNA from Closterium sp. Naga37s-1, 4230 nucleotides. The record is from the annotation of a GenBank genome assembly. NCBI's taxonomy places the organism in Eukaryota, Viridiplantae, Streptophyta, Zygnematophyceae, Desmidiales, Closteriaceae.